Molecule: messenger RNA, 1008 nt
Organism: [Candida] anglica
Lineage: Eukaryota; Fungi; Ascomycota; Pichiomycetes; Serinales; Debaryomycetaceae
Source: the annotation of a GenBank genome assembly
AUGUCAUUAAGAGCGAUUCAGAGCCUUUAUGGGUCACGGAUUGCUGUGAGAUGUUUCUCACGCUCAGUGGUACAUUGCCAAGAGAUAGGCGGAGCAACCGGAGGAGAAUCCGGUGUCAACACAAACACUAGUCAAGAAUCUAAAAACGACACUGAAUCUGGAAGACCAUUAAUUCCUAAAUCACUUCUUAAAACAGAAAGAGGUGCUGGGCUUAUUAUCCUGGGUGAUUUGGGUACCGGUGUUGUAUCUAACCCACAAUUAGACAGAUUGAGAGUGGUGCCUACCCUUCCAACUUUCUAUGGUGGUAACCCAAUCCAUGAACAAAAUCUUAAUCAUCUUAAUGCGGUGUUGAGAAAAUAUAUAAAUCUUCCAACCACAGUUGUAGACGCAAAGGCUCAAGCGGAAAGAAAGUUUAUCUCUUACGAGGAGUAUAAGGAAAGACUUCAGGCCGGUACUAGAUUAAAGCCUAUUCAUCACAAGGAAUUAACCAGCAUAUUACAUCGUUUGAGAAGUAUCGAACCACAAUUAAUGCCAGUUGAAGUUCUUGAAACUUUGGACGAGUUCACCAAGGCCUCCAAUGUGUUGGCCCAAAAGGCCCAGAAGGCCCCAACUCUUGAUGAAAUGGGGAGAUCUGUCACUGAUGGAAGAAGAAAGACUUCCAAGGCUAGAGUUUUCUUGACCAAGGGUACUGGUGAAGUUAUAGUUAAUGGUAAGCCAUUCAUGGAAUAUUUCCCACGUAUUGACCACCGUUCAAGAAUCAACUACCCAUUCCAAGUUGUUUCCCAAGAAGGUCAAUUCAACAUCUUUGCUGAAGUUGUAGGUGGAGGUAUUUCCGGUCAAUGUGAAGCUGUCAUGUAUGGUGUUGCCAAGGGUUUGGUUGUUCACAAUCCAUUAUUCAAGACAAGAUUGCAUUCCGCUGGACUUAUGACCAGAGACACAAGAAAGGUUGAAAGAAAGAAACCUGGUAAGCUUAAGGCCAGAAAGAUGCCUGCCUGGGUCAAGCGUUAG